Loa loa (African eye worm) is the source of this 393-nucleotide messenger RNA. RefSeq lists its product as hypothetical. NCBI's taxonomy places the organism in Eukaryota, Metazoa, Nematoda, Chromadorea, Rhabditida, Onchocercidae. The coding region runs from base 1 to 393 and encodes 130 amino acids. The record is from RefSeq and is a predicted model, not a curated record. The transcript has a single exon.
AUGAAGGUUAAAUAUGAAUACAUGAAUUUAGGAGAUAACGUUGAAGCAUCAAUUUAUUGGUUAGUAUAUUUGAGUAAUGGUACAUUGUUUCACUUUCAGAGGGAAAAGACUGCUCGACAAGUUUGGACACCACAAUCGAAGUUUGAAGGUGUACGCCGUAUUAUGGUUUAUUUCCUCAAAAAUGAUGGAACUCCGGCUCCACCCACUGGAACUAUACCACAAACUGGUAACGCAGUUCCUCCUACUACACCUGCCGGUGGUGUUCCACAAGCGGCAAAUACAUCGGCAGCAAAUGCAUCCAAGCCAGGUGUAGUUCCGAACACAAAAGUACCAACUCCGGAUGCAAAAGAUUCAGUUCCAGAUGCAAAAGGACCUUCUGCUGCGGGAAAAUGA